UAUAAUAAAUUAAUUUUUUGACAUUACAUAUUUAGCCAGCAGGUGGUGGCAAGAUAGGUGACAUGAAGUGAAUCUGCAUCAGCCGAUUACAUACAACAGCUCUUCAUGAUCACUUGAAUUACUACUACUAAAGCUAGGAAAUAGCUUUAAACUAACAACUUCAGCAUUAUGGCUCAUCACAGCUGAGACGCACAACAGACUAAUUAAUUACACAAUGGGUGCUGUUUAAAAUGGCGGAGGACAUUGUGGUUUCUAUAGUGAUCGACUCUGGUGCACCGGCUACCGCAAAAUAGGGAGAAAUACCCCUGCUUUGAUGCUAUUUUUCCAUUGAAAUCUGAUCUUCAGAAAGCUGACAGCAUCCUUGCUUGGGAGUGUCAACAGGUGAUCACACAUUCUCCGUCUCUCUCUCUCUCACUCACACACACAUCCAUCCAUCUUGUUUAUCCAAUAACAUUUUAGAAACAGCACAAGCCAUGAUACUAUUUCUGAAGUGACAUUUUUGAAUUACUAACGGAGACUUGGACUCAUAAUUUGUUUUGAACCGGCAAUGGCAGAUUCUGAUCCGUUGCAUAAGAAAGUAGUUUCAUGCGUUUUUUGUUUUUUUUGACUGUACUCAGUUUUUCCAAAUUUUUUAAAAACGACUUGUUCAUUGAACUGUAUAAAAGCAUGCGGCCUCGUGCCUGUGGCCGAAUCACAGGACUGCUGAUGUAGGGCUGUAUAGCACUCUUGCUCAUGUGAUAUUGCUUAGUUAUUAAAUUUACCCACAUUCUCUGGACAAACAGAUAGGCACCUUUACAUUUGGGAAUGAAAAUCUAAAAGUGCGCCCACCACUGGUGCCAGUGUUAUCAUUUUAGCCACUUUUCUAGAAUUGUCAACUGAUUUGGUGAAUAAAAGUGCCAAUCACACAAUCGCAAUUUCUUGUUGGCUCUGUUUUCAAAGCAUAUUAAAACCUGUAAUAAUUUAUUCAGUGAAGACCUGGCUAUUACACACUAGUAACUAGAUAAUACUUGGCAUAUAAACAGCUGAGUCUAUUUCUUCACAAGAUGUUUUUUCCCUCCACUACCUAAGCAUCUUAUGUUUUUUUUUUCCUAACCACGGUUGAAUCUGGCUAGAUAAUUGGCUGCAUUAAAGCACAAUUAUUUUUAAAGCUUCUUUGAAUCAACUUGUAUUGUGAAAGCAUUACACAAUUCAACUUGAAUUGACAAUAUCUUCAACAUGAGUUUCAUUAUAACAGGAAGAGCAAAAAAUAAGCAAGUCCCACAGAAAUCAAUCAUCAGUGAUAACCAAACAUGGUAAUUGUGUCAUCAGAUUAAAUGUGUCUCUCUGGCUCCACAAAACGUUCACACCCAUUAUCAAUAUAAUCGUCAUCAUGUCGAGUGGGUUUUUGGGUGCGGCUUUGGCUUUAUGAUACCCUGGAAAGGUUGAAGUCCUGCUGCUUAACUGAAGGACAAUUCAAACUCAGGUAUCAGGGGCAGGGAGAGGACUACACUACGAACUCAAAAGUAUAAUUGGAAUUUUUUGUUUUUGGCCUUGUGAUUUUCACUCAAUUUGUGUGAGAAGUUUGGGGUGACAAUGUCGACUGCAUUAGAGGUGACUGGAUUCUUCAUGUGUGUGACCAGCUGGCUGGUCACUGGCAUCUCUCUGGCUAACGACUAUUGGAAGUUAUCUAGCAACUCAGGGAACGUGAUCAUUUCAAACCGUCAGUAUGAGAAUCUGUGGCAUUCAUGUGCCGAGAGCAGCACUGGAGUGGCGGACUGUCGAGACUUUCAAACCAUGCUGGCCUUGCCAGGUCAUAUUCAGGCAUGCAGAGCAUUAAUGAUCAUUGCCCUAAUCUUUGGCCUUGUCUCAAUAAUUGUAUCUACCAUGGGGCUGAAGUGCAUUAAGAUUGGAGCAGCAAAAGAUGAGUCAAAAGGCAAGCUUGCAGUCAGUGGUGGCAUUCUCUUCAUCCUUGCAGGUCUUUGCACAAUGGUGGCCACAUCUUGGUACGCGGCACGGGUGAUUCAAGAGUUCCAUAACCCAUUCUUUGGUGGCAUCAAAUUUGAGCUGGGUGCUGGUCUCUAUAUAGGUUGGGCUGGUGGAAUACUGUCUAUACUGGGUGGUUCACUCCUGUGCAGUGCCUUUAAAAGAAUCUCUAAAGGAAAACCGAAAGGGGCAUACUAUCCAAGUGGUAAGCCAACAACGAUCUAUACAGCAGCUCCUGUAUCUACUUCAGAUACUGCAAGAGCCUAUGUUUGAGUUCCCAGGGUCAUCCACAUUAACAGGGCUGAACUGUUGUUACGUUGAUGUUUGUUUUACUCUCCUACCUGUAUGUUUUUGCUACUUUUUUUGUUUUUGGACUAUUGUGUUAAUGAUGAAUGUAAAAUCACUUGAAUGCAAUUAUCAUGGAAUACUGAAUAUUUGGAAUAAAAUCAGUUCUGUAUAUCUACAGUAGGUGGUUUAGAAAGUUGAGGCUUCUUUUUAAUGUAUAGACAAUGACAUACUGUAAAUGGGUCCAGAAGAGACCAAUAUACCAGUAAUUUCUAUUAUACAGGGAUAAUGGAAUGUGAAAUAAAAUGGGAAUAAAAUGUAUAACAGAAAACUGUCAAAAGGUCUGAUUUCUGGAAAAUA
Messenger RNA from Xyrauchen texanus (razorback sucker), 2607 nucleotides. It is a transcript of the gene cldn15la, whose product is annotated as claudin 15-like a. NCBI's taxonomy places the organism in Eukaryota, Metazoa, Chordata, Actinopteri, Cypriniformes, Catostomidae. Bases 1573 to 2235 code for a protein of 220 amino acids. The record is from RefSeq and is a predicted model, not a curated record. Gene Ontology annotation, molecular function: structural molecule activity. The transcript has 5 exons. Gene Ontology annotation, biological process: bicellular tight junction assembly; cell adhesion. Gene Ontology annotation, cellular component: plasma membrane; bicellular tight junction.